Messenger RNA from Peromyscus maniculatus bairdii (prairie deer mouse), 423 nucleotides. RefSeq names its product large ribosomal subunit protein eL29-like. The record is from RefSeq and is a predicted model, not a curated record. Gene Ontology annotation, cellular component: ribosome. Lineage: Eukaryota; Metazoa; Chordata; Mammalia; Rodentia; Cricetidae. Gene Ontology annotation, molecular function: structural constituent of ribosome. Gene Ontology annotation, biological process: translation.
AUGGCCAAUUCCAAGAAUCACAGCACACACAACCAAUCCCCAAAAUGGCACAGAAUUGGCAUCAAAAAGCCCCAUCACAAAUACAGGAAUCUCUUAAGGGGGUCGACCUCAAGUUCUCGAGGAGCAGGCUGUUUGAGAAGAAGCACAACACCUGAAGAGGAUGCAGGCAAACAAUGCAAAGACAGUGAGCGCAUGUGCAGAGGCCAUCAAAGCCCCUGUGAAGCCGAAGAUGCCAAAGGACUCAACAGCAAACUCAGCCGUCUUGCUUUCAUUGCUCAUCCCAAGCUUGGGAAGUGGAUUAGUAGCAACAUUGUCAAGGCUCGUAGGCUCUGCCACCCAAAGCCCAAGGCUCAGACCAAGGAAGAGGCCUCAGCUCCAGCUCAGGCUCCCAAAGGUGCCCAGGCUCUUUGGAAGGCCCCAUAG